CACUGACUGGAAGGAGGAAAAGAGAAACAUUGCAAGCGACUGAAGUGUGUGUGGCUGCAAUGUUUGUGGGUUAGAUGAGAAACAAGCGCUGAGUGAAACAGAGAAGGGGGGUGGCUGGUGUGAUUUGUUUGGCGUUCAGAGCCAAUAGAAAUCCCAGACUGUGAUAAUAUCCCCAUGCAGCGCCGAGAGGAUUCAGAGCUAAGUCUCCGGGCUCCUCUCACAUCUGCAGGAGCAGCCAGCCUGGGACCGCGCGGCGCGGGGCGCGCGCUCGCCCCUCCUGCACCCCCAGCCGGCGCGCUUCUCUUAUGGGCGUCUGCUGCAGUCCGGCUGCGGCCGAACGAAAAGCGGCAGCGGGAGGCCAAACUUAGACCCAGCUGUGGACUAUUGAGCCCAGAGGAGGCAGAGGGAGAGGGAGAGAGAGAGAGAAGGGGCUCGAGGAGGAGGCUUCCACCACGUCAUUGCAGGAUGUUCUGGAAGCUUUCCCUGUCCUUGUUCCUGGUGGCCGUGCUGGUGAAGGUGGCGGAAGCCCGGAAGAACCGGCCCGCGGGCGCCAUCCCCUCGCCUUACAAGGACGGCAGCAGCAACAACUCGGAGAGAUGGCAGCACCAGAUCAAGGAGGUGCUGGCCUCCAGCCAGGAAGCCCUGGUGGUCACCGAGCGCAAGUACCUCAAGAGUGACUGGUGCAAGACGCAGCCGCUGCGGCAGACGGUGAGCGAGGAGGGCUGCCGGAGCCGCACCAUCCUCAACCGCUUCUGCUACGGCCAGUGCAACUCCUUCUACAUCCCGCGGCACGUGAAGAAGGAGGAGGAGUCCUUCCAGUCCUGCGCCUUCUGCAAGCCCCAGCGCGUCACCUCCGUCCUCGUGGAGCUCGAGUGCCCCGGCCUGGACCCGCCCUUCCGACUCAAGAAGAUCCAGAAGGUGAAGCAGUGCAGAUGCAUGUCCGUGAACCUGAGCGACUCGGACAAGCAGUGAGCGCCGGGCCCCACGCAGCUCAGCCCCGCGCGCCCGGCCGCUGGGAGGCGCCGCCGCCGCCGCCUCUGUCCCUGCCCUCCGAGCCCACUCUCACGCUGCCUGGUGCCCCCCUCAGCAGCAAGCACGUCUCUUAGGGCGGACGGUGUCCUUGUCACAAACGUGGAUCGCAAGUGGAGCUUUCGCUGACGCGUUCCUGACCGACCCCGGGCCCCGCCUGCGCCUCCCACACCAGGUGGCGGAUCAGGCCCGAAGGCAAGUGCUGGAAACCACCACCCGCCCCCCAGCAGUCCGAGGGGACCGUUCGAGGUCAUGCACUGCAGAUCCGGCAUGGAUGUUUCCACCAUGUGGAAAAGCGAGGAUUUCCCUGCCCGCCCCCUGCGCUCCAGCCCGCCCGGUUCCCACGCGAAGUGGAGGAUGCGCCACUUUUCUGAGCUGCCCCGCAGACCUCUCCUGCUGGUCUCUGGACCUCGGGCUGGGGGCGCUCAUUCUCGUGACUGGCAGGCUGCCCUCGGUUGCUGAUGUGAGGCGGAUAUGUACAACCUCCAUAAAUAAGUACGGGGAUGGGGGCGUCUCCUAAUAAACCGAUACCAGGAAGACAACUGGAGCUGGCUGGAUCCCGAAGUGGGCUUCCUGGGGAACCCCGAGCACAGCAGGCUGCACUCUCCCCACCCUCCGCCACCACCGCCUCUUCUUCCUCACUAUCCCCACCCCCGAUUUGUGGACUAAAGAUGAACUCUGGUGUGCAUGCUAUUAUUGCUGCAAUUAGAAUAUUAUCACACACACAAAGGUCUCUAUAUUAACGCUGGUUUUAUAAGUGACCGUAUAUUGUAAAGAGCUGUUUAAAAAGUAUUAUAGACCUAUUCAUGUAUUAUUUCACAGAUUUUGACUCUGUCUUGCAGCAGCAUUCUGAGUAAGGAUGAGAACAGGGGAUGAUCUGCCCAGAAGGUGUUUUACUCAGAA
Messenger RNA from Sapajus apella (tufted capuchin), 1932 nucleotides. RefSeq names its product gremlin 2, DAN family BMP antagonist (gene GREM2). Gene Ontology annotation, biological process: animal organ morphogenesis. The record is from RefSeq and is a predicted model, not a curated record. NCBI's taxonomy places the organism in Eukaryota, Metazoa, Chordata, Mammalia, Primates, Cebidae. The transcript has 2 exons. Gene Ontology annotation, molecular function: receptor ligand activity; BMP binding. Bases 175 to 972 code for a protein of 265 amino acids.